Gryllus bimaculatus (two-spotted cricket) is the source of this 2804-nucleotide messenger RNA. Lineage: Eukaryota; Metazoa; Arthropoda; Insecta; Orthoptera; Gryllidae. The record is from the annotation of a GenBank genome assembly.
AAUUGACUUUUUAAAAGAUUUUUAUAUAAUUUAUUGUUUCGUCAAUUGGCAUUCUUGAACGAGAAGUAAAACUGACAACAUAACUCUACAAAAUUCCUUAUGAUUGUAAGCUGUUGGAUAAAUAUCGAGUCGACACGACGUGCUUGUGUAAAGUUUUAUACGAAUUUCAUUGGAGUGCAUGAAACUAAAUCUCGAUUUGGUAUUAUCAGGCGUGAGUGACCAUGCAUGUAAAUGUUUGACGGUGUUAUUUUUUUUAUCUUUGUAGUUUGAUGUGAAUUUCAGUGGAUAGUUUUAAUAUUUUAUGGGUUGAAUUCGAAAUGUGAAUGUAAUGAUUGCGGUCAGUGAUGAAUCUUUCCCCAGCUCUUCUCUAAUUGACAUAGUACGAUCGUAUGUCUUGGAACUCAUUGGCACUGUCACUCAUAUUUUAGAUUUAGCCUCAAAUUUUACUCUACCGACUAGUUUAUCUUUCCACCUGGUUUACGACUGUUACGAUAGUUUCAUCAAUUGGUUAGCCUUUGACGAAUUUCAGAUAAAGCUCUUGAAAGGAUUUCUUGUAAUAUUAUGUACUAAUGUGAUUCUGAUAUACAUUUCCUGGAAGAUCUUCGGCAAGAAAAUAUUUGAACGAUUUAUGAGACCACCCACAUCUAGUGCUAUACAAGAGCUGAAAAAUAGUGUAUCACUUUUAAAACUUCCAAAAGAACAUUCUCCUAGGGUUUAGUGUCAAUUAUAGGAUAUCAAAAAGAAAUGGCUGACAAAAUCAAGAAAUAUUUUCAAAAGAAGAAAGCAGAUGCCAAGUUCAAAUUGGCUGGUCCAGGACAUCGACUUAAUGAAGAGUCUAGUCACAAUCAGCCGAAGCCACACUCUACCAAACAUCAACAUAGUGGCAGUGGAUCACGUUCUGCUCCUUCAGCAGAAGCGAAGCAAGCGGCUGCUGCAGCUCUUGCUCGGAUGGAGGGAGGAGGAAGGAGGCAUGAUCAAGCUGCGUUUAAUACGUCUCUUGCUGCCAUUCAGGCUCAAGUGCGCAUGGAAUUAGAAGCAGAAAAAAAAGCACAAUCUCAAACACCCCAAGUUGAAACUAAAACUGAAGCAGUUGUAAUUGAAACUUCUACUCACUUUGCUGUUCAAGGAGUGUUUUUUAAGUGUCCAAUGAUAGGUUCUGAUAUUCUCACAAAGGAUGAAUGGCAUAAAAAGAUUCGAGAAUUUUUAUAUGAACAACUGGAAGAAGAAAGAGGUCUUACAGCCUGCCUUAUUAUUCAAAGUUGUAAUAAAAAUAGAGAGAAGGUUGAAAUGUGUGUUGAAACCCUUUUCAAAUAUCUAGAAAACAUCAUUCAUAACCCUACUGAAGAGAAAUAUAGGAAAAUUCGUUUAACUAACAAGGUUUACCAAGAAAGGGUUGCCCCCAUUGAGGGAGCACAAGAUUUUCUUCUUGCUGCAGGGUUUGAUGUAAUGAAAUUGCCUCAUGGUGAAGGAGAGGAAGAUUUCUUUGUUUUCACUGAGGAUGUUGGUGAAUGUGUGGAAAAUUUACAGAUUUUGUGUGAUGCCCUGAAAUCGGCUGAACCAAUUGCCUUGGAACUUGACCGCAAUCUUCAAGUUCUUUUACCAUCACAAGUGGCCGAGCGAGUGGAACUACCUCCAGUGUUUUUUAGUGUAACAGCAGAGGAGUUGAAGAGAGAGCAGCAGCUGAGGGCUGAGGCAAUUGAAAAGAGUAUGAUGUUGAGAACAAAAGCAAUGCGUGAAAAGGAAGAGCAGCGUGAAAUGAGAAGAUACAGAUAUGCUCUUAUAAGAAUUCGCUUUCCAGAUGGAGUGUUUCUACAAGGUACAUUUACGGUGUAUGAAAAAGUAGAUGCUGUACGCACUUUUGUCAGUGAAAACAUUAUUGAUGAAGAUCGACCUUUCAUUUUAUCUACGGCUACUGGACAUAGGUUAACUGAAGAAGAUUACGAUCAUUCUCUGCUUGACUUACGCUUGGUUCCUGCCAGUAUCUUAAUAUUUACUUGGGAGACUUUGUUACCAAAUGAAUCAGCUGGACAAUCCAUGUAUCUCAAACCAGAGAUAAUGUUGCUUUUGCAGUCGCUGUAAUUACUUUCUUCAAAACAUUUUACACUCUAAUUGCUCGCAAUGCUGUUCAUAUUUAUUUUGAAUAUUGUCCAUUAAUUGUUGGAAAAAUAUUUAUAACAACUUGUUAUUUAUUGUAAAUGUUAUAAAGUUUUACAAGUGCUCCUAGCCGUUAUAUGUAUUUCCUUACAGUAUAGUAAAAACUAUAUAAGACUUAUUUAUUAGCCAAGAAACCUUCAUUAUUUAUAUCUAUGUUGGGCAGUAAAUGUGUGAAGGUUGUGUCAUUUGUAAUUUGGGAUAUAAAGUCAACAAUAUUAUUAAUAUUAUUUAUUCUGUUUGCUCUGUUAAUUUUAGUUUUACCAUCCUAUUUCAGUUAUAUGUAGAAUAUUACUUAUAUGGAUGCGGAUGAGUGCCCCUUCAUGGAAAGUAGAGAGAAUUAUAAUAGAAAGAAUAAUAAUUAAUAAUUUUGAUAAUUGUGUUAGUACAGAAAUGAAAAUUUUGACUUUGUUUGAGGCAGCCAAUUAUGUAUUUUGAUGAACCAUGGUACACACUAUUUUGGAGCAAUAUUUGGAAGUUAAUAUGCUAUUGGCAGUGUAUAGUAAAAAUGCAGUCUGCUCAAAACAAAUAUAAUUGUAAUAAAAUAAAAUUGUAAAUUCAUAAAUACUCAGUGUCAAAACUGCCUUGUAUAAUCUGUAUAUUGAAUGUGAAGCUGUAAAGAUGAAUAAAAGAUAAAAGAAAUUGAAAUUUUU